AUGCCAGACAACAACCCCCGCUCCGUCACGAAGCACUACUCCGAGGAGAUGAUGACCGUCCCCUCAACCGAUAAAGUCGAGUUGGACGGUCGUCUGUUCCGCGGCGACGCCAGGAAGCACACCUGUGUCAUCCUUACCCAUCCAUAUGGACCGUUAGGCGGCAACUUCGAGAACAACGUAGUCAAAGCGUUGUUCGACAACUUUGCAAGUCAGGGCUUCAUGACCGUGCGAUUCAACUUUCGUGGGACAGGGAGGUCAACGGGCCGAACAUCGUUCAAGGGGCAGGGGGAACAAGAUGAUAUCUUGGCGAUAUGUCGAUACAUUCGGGAGAAAGAGCAUAUUAGACCAAAACACAUCAUGCUCUGCGGCUACUCAUACGGCGCGGUGGCAGCAGGCGGCGUCGCCACACAGAUUCCAGAGCUCUCCGGUUUCAUUGCUGUCAGCUAUCCAAUUGGAGUAUUAUGGGCGCUGACAUUCUUCGGCACUAAUAAGUUCAAAACCAGCCUGGCCGGCAUCCCUUCCCAUAUUCCCAAGCUGUACAUCACCGGCGGGAAAGACGGCUUCACAUCUCUGGAGACAUUCACAACGUUCGUCGAGUCGCUCCCAAAAGAGAACAUCACCUCAGUAGUGGUAAAAGAAGCAAACCACUUCUGGGUAGACGGCACGCAGGAGAACCAACUGGUCGCGCAUAUAAAUCAGUGGUUAGGCAAGACCGGACUGAACGCGAAAGGCGGGAGAAUGGCGGCGUCGGCGCUGUUGCAGAGGGGGACUGGGGUGGUGUCGAGUGCGACCAUACCGCCGAGCUCGCCUAGUGCUAGAUAG
Molecule: messenger RNA, 822 nt
Organism: Fimicolochytrium jonesii
Lineage: Eukaryota; Fungi; Chytridiomycota; Chytridiomycetes; Spizellomycetales; Powellomycetaceae
Product: Alpha/Beta hydrolase protein
Exons: 5
Coding region: 1-822 (273 amino acids)
Molecular function (GO): hydrolase activity
Source: RefSeq, a predicted model, not a curated record